Molecule: messenger RNA, 948 nt
Organism: Fraxinus pennsylvanica
Lineage: Eukaryota; Viridiplantae; Streptophyta; Magnoliopsida; Lamiales; Oleaceae
Source: the annotation of a GenBank genome assembly
AUGAUCAGCAAAUCAUUACUGUUAACAUAUCUUUACCUUCUUAUCUACAUCACUCUCUCAUCCGGAGUUAUUCUAUACAAUAAGUGGGUUCUUUCUCCAAAAUACUUCAAUUUUCCAUUUCCUAUAACACUUACAAUGAUACAUAUGGGGUUUUCCGGGGCAGUAGCAUUCUUUCUUAUCCGUGUCUUCAAGGUUGUAUCUCCAGUUAAAAUGACAUUCAACAUAUAUGCAACCUGUGUGAUUCCAAUAAGUGCCUUCUUCGCAUCAAGUCUCUGGUUUGGUAACACUGCUUACUUGCAUAUAUCUGUCGCCUUCAUCCAGAUGCUCAAGGCCCUUAUGCCAGUGGCAACAUUUGUUGUGGCUGUUUUGUGUGGUACUGAUAAAUUAAGUUUACCAGGUUACAGGCAUAUUUGCGGAAGCUUUGAGACUUGUCUUGACUCAAGUCCUUCUACAAAAGAAGGGCUUGACUCUAAACCCUAUCACAAGCUUAUAUUACAUAGCUCCUUGCAGCUUCCUCUUUCUGUUUAUACCUUGGUACUUCCUGGAAAAGCCUGGGAUGGAAAUCUCCCAAAUUCAGUUCAAUUUCUGGAUCUUUUUCUCCAAUGCCAUUUGUGCACUAUUGUUGAACUUCUCGAUUUUCUUGAAUCUAUGAUUACUGGUCUAAACAUAAUUGGCUAUGGCAUCGCAUUGUGUGGUGUAGUCCUGUACAACUAUUUGAAGGUCAAGGACGUUCGUGCAACUCAACUUGCUUCCGAAAGCAUUCCUGAAAGGAUUGCAAAGGAUUGGAAGUUAGAGAAGAAAUCCUCGGAUAUAUAUAGUCCUGAUAGCAGCAAUAAUGAUCGAGGAAGCGGUGCGUCUGAUUUUGCAGUGGAUGAAGAGGCACCCCUUGUUUCCUCAUCAAGGUUGUCUCAUAUUGGAAGAACACUGCAAAGCAAUCGCAACUUGUGA